Molecule: messenger RNA, 4024 nt
Organism: Lonchura striata (white-rumped munia)
Lineage: Eukaryota; Metazoa; Chordata; Aves; Passeriformes; Estrildidae
Source: RefSeq, a predicted model, not a curated record
GCUCUGCAGCUACCAUUGUGAGGUGAGGACAGGUGGGGGGGUUCGAGGCCGCCGCGGGGCCGGCGGCAGCGGCCGAAGUGCGGCACCCGCACGGGACCCCCUCAGGAUUUCUGCACUUGAGUUUCAAUUUCUGUAACACAGAUUCUUACAGUAAUCCUUUGGACACAGCAGAGCUUCCCAUUGAGGCAUGUUGCUGAAGAUCACCUUGUCUUCUGGAAGCAGAAACACAAUGAACGGAUGAAUCUCUUCAGCCAGAUAUUACUCCAGUAGAUCUUCCCCUCAUGGAGCACACAGGCAGGGAGGAGAUGGAUCUGAAAGAGGAAAGUCCUCAGGUGUGGACUGAGUCUGCCGGACAGGACCAGAACACUACUCAGGUGCACUUUGUCCCCGAGGGGGGGGCAGUGGCCCAGAUCAUGUACAGUGACGAGCAGGAGCGCGGCCCUGCGCAGCAGGUGGUUUACACGGCUGAUGGCACCUCCUACACCUCUGUGGACACCUCGGAGCACACCCUCGUUUACAUCCACCCCGUGGAAGCUACACAGACUCUGUUUACAGAUCCGUCCCAAGUGGCUUAUGUCCAACAGGAUGCUACCACCCAGCAGGUAACUGUGCUCUUGCCUGCUGCUGCGCAGAGCAUGAAUCCCACCAACCUGUCUGUGCUCGGCAGCGUUGCUGACCCCCCCCAGCCAGUGGCUCUGGAGCAGGGGCCACAAGCAGAUAGAGCAUCAUUACCGGUGCAUAACCAGGUGUUACCUCCUAUGGAGGCUGUGGGUGGUUCUGAUCCUUUAGCACCUCUGCGGAAUCAAAUGGAAAGGAUAGAAACAAAGGAGGAAGAAGAUGAUGAUGAAGAUGAGGAUGAAGAUGGGGAAGACACUGACAUGGAUGAGUGGGAUCCAGAUCCACCUCGACCCUUUGAUCCUAAUGAUUUGUGGUGUGAAGAGUGUAAUAAUGCACAUCCCUCAGUGUGUCCGAAACAUGGACCUUUGCAUCCCAUCCCAAACAGGCCUGUGCUGACCAGGGCAAGGGCCAGCCUUCCCCUGGUACUCUAUAUAGACAGGUUUUUGGGAGGUGUGUUCUCCAAACGGCGCAUCCCAAAGCGUACACAGUUUGGGCCUGUGGAAGGACCCCUGGUCAGACAGACUGAGCUCAAAGACUGCUAUAUCCAUUUGAAGGUUUCUCUUGAUAAGGGUGACAGAAAAGACAGAGACUUGCAAGAGGACUUGUGGUUUGAACUUUCCAGUGAGGCUCUGUGUAACUGGAUGAUGUUUGUGCGUCCAGCUCAAAACCACCUGGAGCAGAAUCUGGUGGCCUAUCAGUACGGCCACCACAUUUAUUACACCACCAUUAAAAAUGUGGAGCCCAAGCAGGAACUCAAGGUGUGGUAUGCUGCCUCCUAUGCUGAGUUUGUGAACCAGAAGAUCCAUGAUAUAACUGAGGAGGAGAGGAAGGUGCUCAGGGAGCAGGAAAAGAACUGGCCGUGUUACGAGUGCAAUCGGCGUUUCAUGAGCUCAGAGCAGCUCCAGCAGCACCUCAACUCCCAUGACGAGAAGCUGGACUUCUUCAGCAGAACCAGAGGUCGAGGUCGCGGGCGAGGAAAGAGAAGAUUUGGACCAGGCAGACGCCCUGGGCGCCCUCCCAAAUUCAUGCACAUGGAAGUAACCAGUGAAAAUGGUGAAAAGUGUGAAGAAGGAACACAGGACUUGCUGCAUUUUUCCAGCAAAGGGCAGUUUGAUGAGGCCGGACAAGCCCCACUGAAUAGGCUGGAGCAGCAGGAACAGACUCCGGUGCCAACAGAGCCACAGGCAGCAUUGGAGCAGCAGGAAAACCAUGUGCUCCAUGUACAGCCACAGCACGAGGGGAACACGGUGCCCACGCAGAGCACCAUGACAGCAGAUGACAUGAGGCGAGCAAAGCGCAUCAGGCUGGAGCUGCAGAAUGCAGCUCUGCAGCACCUGUUCAUCCGGAAAUCCUUCCGCCCAUUCAAAUGCCUGCAGUGUGGGAAGGCCUUCCGGGAGAAGGACAAGCUGGACCAGCACCUGCGGUUCCAUGGGCGGGAAGGGAACUGCCCUUUGACCUGUGACAUCUGCAACAAGGGCUUCAUCAACAGUGGUGCCCUCGAGAGCCACAUGAAGUUCCACAUGGACCAGAAAACAUACUCCUGCAUUUUCUGCCCUGAGUCCUUUGACCGCUUGGAUCUGCUUAAGGAUCAUGUGGCCAUCCAUGUCAAUGAUGGUUAUUUCACCUGCCCCACCUGCAAGAAACGCUUCCCAGAUUUUAUCCAGGUCAAGAAACAUGUGCGUAGUUUCCAUUCUGAGAAGAUUUACCAGUGUACAGAGUGUGACAAGGCUUUCUGCCGCCCCGACAAGCUGCGACUCCACAUGCUGCGGCACUCGGACCGGAAAGACUUCCUGUGCUCCACCUGUGGCAAGCAGUUCAAGAGAAAGGACAAACUGCGAGAACACAUGCAGAGGAUGCACAACCCAGAGAGGGAGGCCAAGAAGGCUGAUCGGAUCAGCCGCUCCAAAACCUUCAAGCCCCGGAUCGCGUCCACUGACUAUGAGAGCUUCAUGUUCAAGUGCCGCCUCUGCAUGAUGGGCUUCCGCCGCAGGGGCAUGUUGGUGAAUCAUUUAUCAAAGAGACAUCCAGACAUGAAAAUAGAAGAGGUGCCAGAGCUCACGUUGCCCAUCAUAAAACCCAACAGAGAUUACUUCUGUCAAUACUGCGAUAAGGUGUACAAGAGUGCCAGCAAACGCAAAGCACACAUCCUGAAAAACCAUCCUGGUGCUGAGCUACCUCCAAGCAUCCGGAAACUUCGUCCUGCAGGCCCGGGAGAACCAGAUCCUAUGCUAAGCACCCACACACAGCUGACAGGCACCAUCGCCACCCCUCCAGUGUGCUGUCCUCACUGUUCCAAGCAAUACAGCAGUAAGACGAAGAUGGUGCAGCACAUCCGCAAGAAGCACCCAGAGUUUGCUCAGCUCCCGAACACGAUCCAUGCACCACUGGCCACAGCCGUCAUCAGUUCCACGCCAGCUGUUCUCACCACUGACAGCACAACCGGAGAAACCGUUGUGACAACAGAUUUACUGACCCAAGCAAUGACAGAGAUAUCCCAGACCCUCACUACAGAUUACCGGACUCCCCAGGGAGAUUACCAGCGCAUCCAGUACAUCCCUGUGUCUCAAUCCACAACUGGCUUGCAGCAGCCUCAGCAUAUACAGCUGCAAGUUGUUCAAGUGGCCCAGGCUACCUCACCUCACCAGUCCCAGCACUCCACAGUGGAUGUUGGGCAGCUCCAUGACCCCCAGACAUACACCCAACAUGCCAUCCAGGUGCAGCACAUCCAGGUCACAGAGCCAUCACCAGCAACUCAGUCAUCAUCACAGGCUGGGGGUCAGCCUUUGAGUCCCUCCUCGCAACAACCUCAACAGGAGCUCAGCCCAUCACAGAUGCAGACAACUACAUCAACACAAAACCAAGCCCUCCAGCAGCAGCAAGGCUCCUCAGUGCAGCACACAUAUCUCCCCAGCAACUGGAACUCAUUUCGGAGCUACUCAUCAGAGAUUCAGAUGAUGACCAUCCCCCAAGGGCAGUACGUGAUCACAGAGACUUCUGUGGGUACCCCGGUCACCACUGUCAACACAGGGCAAGUGAAAGCAGUUACUCAGACUCACUAUGUGAUAUCUGAAGGUCAGCCUGAUCUGGAUGGUAAACCAAACUCUUCGCUCUCCAGUGAGGUUCAGGUGGGCAUUUCCCAGCCUACAGUCCACACGGAUCCCUUGGAAUCCCAGACGAGCAGCCAGCAGCAAACCACCCAGUACAUCAUCACCACCACCACCAACGGGAGUGGUGGGAGCGAAGUGCACGUCUCUAAACGCAGGACUUUCUCAUCAGCGCAUGAGUGAAAGAGCUUCAUGGUGCCAUUUGCUUGUCCUUGUCACCUCCCAGAUAUGGGGGUACCCUGGAACUCUAUAUGUUUAAUGUAUAUGCUCACUUACCUUCCACUAAAAUCUUGGAGCUCUUG